GAUGAUGCUUCUGAAAAUAAUGAUGAUGAAAGGACACCAGAUGCAUCAAACCGCUCUGCCAAUUUACAAGAUAAUCCGGAGGACAUACCUAAUGAAAAUAGUGGAAAUGAUUCCCAGGAUUCAGCUACGAAUGAUGGGAAUAAUAAUAAUACUGCUCAAAAUCGGCCAUUGAGACGUUCGCCAAGGCAUUCAUCAAGACAAUCGGCUACCUCUGGAAACAACAACCGUGAGCACAAUAUCUUGCAGGGCUUAUUGCAAGAAUUAUCUACGCCUGUUAGGGGAGAAUCUAUCGAAAAUAAUGAAGUGGCUGAGGAUGAUUCGGAAGCUUCAAUGCCAAAGACUUUAGCCCGCCUGUUUCAAAAAGCUU
Messenger RNA from Funneliformis caledonium, 367 nucleotides. Lineage: Eukaryota; Fungi; Glomeromycota; Glomeromycetes; Glomerales; Glomeraceae. The record is from the annotation of a GenBank genome assembly.